Guyanagaster necrorhizus is the source of this 1710-nucleotide messenger RNA. RefSeq names its product Allantoicase. The record is from RefSeq and is a predicted model, not a curated record. Gene Ontology annotation, biological process: allantoin catabolic process. The transcript is spliced from 3 exons. Bases 40 to 1587 code for a protein of 515 amino acids. NCBI's taxonomy places the organism in Eukaryota, Fungi, Basidiomycota, Agaricomycetes, Agaricales, Physalacriaceae. Gene Ontology annotation, molecular function: ureidoglycolate hydrolase activity; allantoicase activity; ureidoglycolate lyase activity.
CUUGCCCUCCUCCUUUUCCCCAAGGUUGCCUUGAGUGCCAUGCCCUUCAACGCUAUAGAAUUAUCUUCUGUUGCCAUUGGUGGCCGUGUCCUCAGCGUUUCUGAUGAUUUCUUUGCAGAGGCUUAUCAUUUACUGCUUGUAGAGCCGGCAAUCAGCCUCAAGGGUCAAUUUGGACCCAACGGCGCUCUCUACAGUGGCUGGGAGUCCAGGAGGCACAAUCCAGAUCACGAUUGGUGCAUUAUACAACUCGGUACCCCAGGCUCAAUUGUCGGUUUUGACAUUGAUACAUCGCAUUUUAAUGGCAACGAGGCACCCAGGGCGUCGGUUGAUGCCUUCCGAGGUGAUGCGGACGAAUCUCCAUCCAAAGAUGAUUCCAGGUGGAAAGAGCUCUUAGCGCCCGUCGACCUUGGACCCAAUGCACACCAUCUGGUCCCCAUUCCUCGGUCAGAACCUGUCAAUUUUGUCAAGCUUAAAGUGUAUCCAGAUGGUGGUAUUGCGCGAUUCAGGGUCUACGGACACGUUGUACUCGUGAUCCCGCAAGAUCCGACACAUGUCUUUGACCUUGCCCAUGUCUUUGCAGGGGGCUCAGUUGUUGAAACAAGCGACCAGCACUUUGGUGUAGGCACUAAUCUCAUUCUCCCUGGCAGAGGUAAAGACAUGGGCGAUGGGUGGGAGACGAAACGUAGUAGAGAAAAAGGACACAAGGAUUGGGCCAUCCUUAAGCUGGGCAUCCCAGGAUAUCUGCAGUCCAUGGAGAUCGAUACCGCUCAUUUCAAAGGGAACUUCCCGGAGAGCUGCGAAGCACAUGCCUCGUUGGAUUCAAAGGAAUGGACGCUAAUACUGUCAAGAACUAAGCUUGGACCGCAUCGACAGCACUAUUUCCAGCUCCAGAACGUCCAGGGACAGGCAUAUACUCACGUCCGUGUGACCAUCCACCCAGAUGGGGGUAUAAAACGGGUAAGGCUUAUGGGGUCCCGUUCCCCGUCUUCCGUCCCCGCAAACCCCAGUAUAAACACAGCCACCCCCACCUCCACAAUUCCAGUCCUUCCCCUGACUCCCGAAGCAUUUGCACCGUUUGGGAACGUAGUCCAGGCCUAUCAAGACCAUGCUGCAGUCCCCAAGGACGUCACAGUCACCCCCGCCAAUGGUGGUACCGCAACAAAGUUCCACAAGUUGGCACUGCUGGAAAAUCGAUACCAAGACAACUUGGGUGCCACUACCGGUCUGUCCGUCUAUCGUUGCAAACCGCUAACUGUGCACGAUGGAAAGAUCAAGGUGAACGUGAUGGAACGACAUCGAUAUACAAAUCAGGCAUUCAUUCCAAUGGCCACCGCCAACGGAACAGGAUACCUAGUCGUCGUUGCAAAUGGAGGAGAUAAACCAGAUAUGAAGACUUUGAGAGCGUUCUUGGCACGACCCGGACAGGGCAUCGUGUAUGAUACCGCAGUAUGGCAUCAACCAAUGACCGUUCUUGGAGACCAAGUAGUGGAUUUCACUUGCGUGGAGACGCAAAUCGGCAACGGCAACAUCGAGGAUUGUGAAAUUGUAGAGCUAGAGGAAGACGAUGCAGUCUGUCUGAGACUCUGACGACUGCUUACAGAGUAACUAGAUUUUAGCGUAUCAAUAAUGUUUGCUUUCAACUUUGCUUUGGUGAGGUACAUAACUUGUCGAGUUGCAUAGAAGCAAACGAUAACAUACAAUGACAGCUUA